AUGGUCGAGGGACGGCCGCAGAAGGUGCUCAAUGUUUGGCUGCUGUCUGGGUCGAAGUUGGCGGAGGCUCCCCUGGAAGAGGGCCCGCUCCAAGAUGUGGGGGCGUUGAAGAUCUUCUUAAAGGACUUGUGUGGGCUCCCGCCAUUCCUGCAAGUGCUCCUGUACGAUCAAGUGCUGUUGGACGACUCCGCCCGGCUAGAUGCCUUGCCUGGUCAGGACGUGCAGCUUGCGUUCGUACCCAUCUCUGAACCCACCCAAGGCCAGCGAGCGGAGCUCUACCAAGGACUCUACGAGGCAUCCCGGGCAGGCUUUGUGGACGUGUCUCGCCUGCUGCUGCACGCCCGGGCGGAUGCCCGUGACGGGCAAGCAGCCUUGGCGAUCCACGAGGCGUCGGAGCGAGGGAAUGUGGAGCUCCUGCAGCUACUGGGCUGCUGCUGCAAGCAGCUGCGGACCCAUGCCAAGUCCUUGAGAAGCACCGGCGCCGGCGACUGCAGGAGGCGCCGCUCCUGGCGGCCGCCGACUGCGGCCACGUUGACGUGGCGCGCUUGCUGCUGCACUUCCAGGCAGACCCGAAGGCUUUGA
Molecule: messenger RNA, 582 nt
Organism: Symbiodinium natans
Lineage: Eukaryota; Dinophyceae; Suessiales; Symbiodiniaceae
Source: the annotation of a GenBank genome assembly